Priapulus caudatus is the source of this 7183-nucleotide messenger RNA. RefSeq lists its product as uncharacterized. The transcript is spliced from 33 exons. The coding region runs from base 187 to 5733 and encodes 1848 amino acids. The record is from RefSeq and is a predicted model, not a curated record. NCBI's taxonomy places the organism in Eukaryota, Metazoa, Priapulida, Priapulimorpha, Priapulimorphida, Priapulidae.
UUUCGAGAAUAGAGUGACCUGCUGCAACCAUGUUUAAUAUUGACAUUUUCACGGCGUAUGGCAACGAGUCGGAGUCAAGUGCGUUAGUGGCUCUGCCUCUGGUGGUACCAGGCACAAGAAUCAAAGUAAAUUCCGAUGAAAGCGAAAUUAUGAGGGCAUUAGCUUUCCGCGGAAAGGAAAAUCAACAUGGAAGGGAGAAGGAACCGGAAAAAGUGGCUGCCCAAUGAAUACUCCCCAUUUCCAGUGCCAAAAUUCCAGGAGGCUAGGACGUUGUGUAAAAUGUUUGGGGAUGAAGUUCCCCCGAAAUAUGAGGAGUAUCUCCUACUGUUGCAAGAGAGGAACAGAUUAGUGAAUAAGCUGAGUAAGGACAAGCAUCAGAUAGACGUUGAACGCAGAGAGCAGGGCUUCUCCAUCUACGUGAACGGGGCUAAUGACAAGAAGACGCUUCCUCCAAUACAGAACAAAUCAAAGGCUAUGAAACCCAGAACAGCAGGAGAUGUGCCGCGUCAUUUACGUGUGGCGUACAAGGAACUGGAAGUGCUAGAGUCCCAAUUGAAGCCAAAACCCCACACAGCCCCUGGCAAUGUUCAGCGCAAGAUCUGGUCUCCGAAGGCUAUGACCAUAAGGACAUCAAAGGGAAAGAAAAAGAAAGUUAAAGUGCCACGCACAAAAGCAUGGAACCCAACCACGAGGAUGCCGCCGGAGCAGAUGACGCAGGAACAGACGUCCCUGGUGACUGACGAGGAGGACUCACCUGAGGAUGGGGAGAGCAGCGACGUCGUUCGUGACAGUGCCCAUGAUGUCAUGCAGCCGGCAACCUGUGGUCAUUUGCUAACAGAAUUUACGGGCCCUGAAGUCACUAACCCGCAUGAACAUACGCACACUUCACCGCCCUCGACGUCGUCACCAGGCGGUGACAAGUUAGAUGAGGGGUUUUCAUCUGCGGAUGUUGAAGAGUCAGUCUCGUCAGUAGAUGAAGAAGACAAGUUGAUGUUGAGCUUUGAAGAUUGUAAGGUGCUCAGAGAAAGUUUGGAAGGAAAUGCAGAAAUAAAGAAAAGUCUGCUGAGGACUUUGAGCGAGAGCAGUUGUGACUCCAAGUCUUCUGAGAAUAGUGCAGAGGCGAGGGGAGUCAAGGAAAAGAGUGAAGAAGUAGAAGUAGAUGAGGAAGGGGAGGAUAGCAUUCCUGAGGUGAUUCAGUAUGAUAGCCAUGCUCAAUCCGAGCAGCAAGGUCUGAUUGUGCUGGAGUUCAACAAGCCGCAGAACCAGAUGCAGCAGGUUGUGUCUGUACAGAGCGAAUCCAUAGACGACGAUCUCUCUCACCUGGUCAAUGAUAUAUACCUGGCUAACGAAUUACCAAAGAAAGCUCUGCUAGAAAAUACCGGUAGAAAGUCUCGUCCACUGAUUGCCACCGUGAAGAAGAAGGAAGGUGAAGGGGGCAUCUCUGUUGAUCCGUCCGAUGUAGCAAUAGCUCUCAGGAUUGAGAAUGAAGCCGCAGAAAACUACCGUGGUGGCAUGACAUCCAAGUCGGUGGAAGUUACAUCGAUGACUGCACCUGGGCAGCGUGGACAGAUGGAGGCACGUGCAACCUCCACAUCUCCAUCCCUAACAGGAAGCAGUCUCGAUGACUACACCCUCCAAUCUGUCAUGAAGAGAGUGCUCAUGAUGGACAGCAGGCAUCAGAAACGUCUCGUUAGAGCACUCGGUGAGAUAGAGAAGAUGUCGUUGUCAUCUGCAUCUCCUCCUCCCUUUCCCUCGUCCUUGACAGUAGAUCACUACACCACAACAAAGUCAUUUCACCCUAACCUCUACCCAAGACCUUCUAUAGAGGGUAGGAUGCCUGGUUGUAGUACAGCCAAGUGCAAAAGUCCUGUGAAGAGCCCACUUGCAAAGGAGAAGCAACUCUCUCACAUGAGCAUUACCGGAAUAAAGGCGGACAUGCAUGAUGCUGUAAAACCACCUUCAAGUGCCGGGAAGUCUAAGAUAAUGUUCUCUGAUGAGCGGAGCAAAGGGACCUUAGCUUAUUCCUGGAGGAAAUUGCGUGGUUUGGAUGAUGAGGUUGGAGUUGAACUGCACCUUGAGGUGUGCAGUAACUGGGGGCAUCCUGAUCGGAUCGGCUUGACUGAGAUGCAGUUAUUUGACCAAGAUGGGCGUCAUAUAGAAGUGAAACCACCUGACGUUGUUGUCUCGGGUGCCACCGACGUGAAAGGGGAUAUAACGAACAUCUUUAAUAGCAAAUUCAAGACGAUAAAGGAACGCAACAUGUGGACGUGUGCGUAUCAUCCCAGCAGACCCGUUGAGUUUGCCAUCUUCCUACGACCUCAUCCACAUCAACUUGAAUUCAGAAUUUCAGAAAUUAAAUUGUGGAAUUACAAUAAAAACCUGAAGGACUUGAGCAUCGGAGUGAAGAACAUUAGGCUAUUCCAGGGUGGAAGGCUGGUCUACGAUGGAGAGGUAGAAAAGGGUUGUGGCAACCAGGUAUUUGACUACAGCACAAGCAUCGUCAUACAGAGCCUCAGCGAAGAGUGUGAGCACGACAUGCAGGUAUUAGAAAACACGGAAGGCAGUCACACGACACGGAUCAACCAAGGUGACAUGUCGUCAUUGCAGCGGUGCAUUCUAGAUGGUGACUAUGAGAGUAAUGAUGGCACCGGGAACACCCUGGAGAGCUGUUCCAGCGUUGUGCACCCAGUCAAGGCUUCGGGUGCAGUACAACCGACAACUUUGUGUUUGCAUGGCGAUGACACUGGCAGGAAAUCGGUAGCUGGGCAUCGUGAGUCCAGCGUCGCCACUGCACAGCAACCUGUGAGCGCUACGAGUAACGCGCAGCCACUGUGCAUGGGACAGCGGUCAGAGUCAUUCUACUAUACUAGGUCUAGUCCAAUCGUAGACACUCGGCGAAGUUUCAUCGUCACUAAAGCGGAUGCUAACCUACCAAGACCAGUCAUUCAUAGUAGCAACGGAGAGACAAAAAUGGCAUUUCCUCUGGCUGCGCAGCCUGGAAUUUCUAAACGGCCACUGGUACGCAGUUCCAAUCUAGAUAGCCAGGACAGCAUGAAACUGCCUCUGAUCGACAACCAUACCCCUGCCGUGAUGCGGCCACCGUCCACCGGCCUCGACACCGUACCUGUAAAGUUGGAGCAAGAACGGUCGGACAAAGGAAAGCCAAUGUGGUUGAGGUCCUAUGCUGCAUGCAAUCUUGAUGAGCUAGACCAGCCCUUCGAGAGUCCUCUGGAAUCGCGUCCAUCUACUAUAGAUCCAGACAUGGAGAAAGUGUACACUUGGCCUCAGAGCGACCUGCCCACCAUGUUGAACAUGGACUCUACCGCAGACAGACUGGCAUCGUAUGGCCGUAGGUCUCGUAACAGUGGCACAGAGCCCGCAGGCAGCUUGGAAGACGAGAAACGUCUGGUCGAUGUUUCGGAGACAGCAGCAGAUAAGAGCGAGCGUAGACAAUCAAGUGAGCCAAAAACACGCACACUAUGGCGGCAUCACAAUGACAAGAUGCUGGAGGAGUCAUGGAGUUCUCUAGACGAGUUCAACCACUCGCAGCAGGGUCGAAUUUCUACUAGCAUCGAAGAUGACGUUAUGGACCUCUACCUUGCAGAUAAGAAGAAGCCAGUUGUUGAAGACCUAGCACAAGAGUCAGAGUUCAUUAUACCUGAGCUACCUGAGGGGCAGCAGUUUACAAUAGACAUUCACACUACCUGGGGCGAUCGCCACUACGUUGGUCUCAAUGGUAUCGAAAUCUUUAGCAGCACUGGCGAGCCUGUUAAGAUUGUGCAGAUCACUGCUGACCCAACAGACAUUAAUGUUCUGCCAGAGUACAGCAAGGAUCCUCGUGUUGCUGCCAACUUGAUAGAUGGUGUGUAUCGCACGCGUGACGACAUGCACCUCUGGCUUGCUCCAUUCAAGAAAGGGCAACACCACUUUAUUAACAUGGUGUUUGAGAAGCGAGUGAAAAUAGCCAUGAUUAGAGUUUGGAAUUACAACAAAUCAAGGAUUCAUUCAUACCGUGGUGCCAGAUACAUGGAGAUGACACUUAAUAAUGACUUCAUAUUCAAAGGCGAGAUUGAGCGUGCAUGGGGGGGCAUGGCAGAUGGCACUGAGGCUUUUGGUGAUACGAUCCUAUUCACAACAGAUGAGCACAUAUUGGAAGCUAUCGCCAACAAUGACGACAUGUACGAGCAGGACCAGUUCUAUGGUAAACCCCAGGAGGACAACGCGUGUGACGAGCGGCCGAAAACAGCUGACAGUGGGUCCGGGGAGGAGGAGGAGGAACGUCCCUUCACGUCCAUUGGACAUGCUUCCAGUGGUAUUCAGCAGAACAAGCGUGGUGAUCCGAGCAGCUCACAGGCGUUGCCACUCUCCAAAGCAAACAAUUUUCCCAUGUGUAAGGGCCAGUGUCUAGAGCUUAACUUCACGGCCACGUGGGGUGAUUGCCACUAUAUGGGCCUGUCAGGACUGGAGGUGCUGGGCAGUGAUGGUGAGGUGUUGCCAGUGGGUGCUGACAUGAUGGACGCUCACCCACGAGAUUUGAACACCCUCGCUGGCAUCGAGGAUGACGUCAGAACACUCGACAAGCUUGUGGAUGGGACCAACAUCACGAUGAAUGAUAAACAUAUGUGGCUGAUUCCGUUCACUGAAACACAGGAUCAUCGCAUAGCCAUUGCAUUUGCCAAUGCCAUCACCCUGACCGGACUGCGUUUAUGGAACUAUAACAAAUCUUCUGAAGACACGUACAGAGGGGCUAAGAUCAUGCAUGCUACUAUUGAUGGGAACGCUGUGUCUCCACCCGAGGGUUUCCUAAUCCGAAAAGGACCGGGAAACUGCUUUUUCGACUUUGCUCAAGACAUUAGUUUUUUCAAAAAUCUGCCACCGGUGACUCCCCCUGCUGAGCCUGUCACAGAGGAGCAACCGUAUGCCGGGCGUCCAUCAGAACUAAUGAUGGAACAGCAGGUGAUGAGAGCGAACAGCACAGCACAAACAGUGUCUAUCGACUAUGAGCCGAUCGCAAUGCCCUGUGGGUUUGUGUUCCAGUUUCAACUGCUCUCGACUUGGGGUGACCCGUAUUAUGUCGGACUGAAUGGCAUCGAAUUCUAUGAUUUGACUGGCCAGAAAAUAGUGCUGACGCAAAACAAUAUCACUGCCUAUCCUAACAGUGUUAAUGUGUUGGACAAUGUGUGCAACGACGUCCGUACACCAGACAAGCUCAUAGAUGGCAUUAACGACACACGGGAUGGAUGUCACAUGUGGCUUUCACCAAUACCUCCAAAUAAUAUAAACCGGGUGUAUGUGAUUUUUGAUCAUCCUGUCACCACAUCAAUGAUCAAGUUGUGGAAUUACGCAAAGACCCCACAGAGAGGCGUGAAAGAGUUUGCAUUGCUUGUGGACGAUCUCCUCGUUUAUAAUGGGCUGCUAGCGCAGGUUCCCACCAGCAGCAUUGGGGGCAUCCUCCCCAGCUGUCUCCCUGCGAUACCCUACCACACGAUCCUCUUCACAGACGACAAGGAGAUCUCUCACAGAGAGAUGCAUACUGUUAUCAGUCAUCGUCAGCACAACCAGGAUGUGCAGCUGACUAAUGAUAGUAGGAUCAUGGAGCAGUUCCAGGACCCAAAGGGCUCUUCCACAUCUAAGCCUGUCAAUUUCGAUUUGCGUCCAGGCACCAGUGUGACAGAGUAUGAUGCGACCAUCAGGAGAGACGAGGUGAAAACACCACACUGGCUCCUCUGGUAGACCUGCUAAAAGAUGUUGCAACUCCAGUGGUGAAUUUUCAGUUGUCUGAGGUUGAGAUGUAUACUACUAGGCAUAUCAGAGUCUUAGCAUCGAAGUCUUUUACUACCAAUAUUUGGAAAUAGCUUGUGGUCAAUGUUUGUUGCCCGUUUGACAUUUUUUCAUGAAAAUAUCACUAUAAAAUUAGUACUGAUUUUUCGAGUUAACAUUUCUCAUAGAUAUGCUUAUUUGGCAAUGGUAAUAACUGUUAUAACAUUUUGAAAUUGUCAUUUGGGUAUAUCUAGAAUGACCAGUUUGAUCUCACUCAAAUAUUACAAGGCACAAUUAACUCACUAUAGUGUCCUUAAAUAAUAACUACUCUUUGAUCUUACUUUUGUUAGUCACGUGCGUGAACUUUUUUAUGAUAACAUUGGCAGUAUGAGAAAGCGUUCGUUGAUAUUCCAUCAACUUAGAUUUAUCUUAGGGUUACACUAUGUAUUUUCAACAGCUUUCAGACUGAACCAAUUUUAGUUCAUUGGAGUUUAUCCUACAGUCGACAUGCAGUUAGCAUAUCGUACAGUAUUUUUGUCAGAUUACUCCAACUUUCUCUCUAACUGCAUAGGAUUUUAUUAUGUUCGUUUAUUUUUAUUUUUUAUAAUUUAUAUAAGCCAGUCUUCAGACCUGAAUCUCUUAAAAUAAUAUUUGAGUACUAAAAUGUGUGGAAGCCCAAGCUCUACCUGUACAACUUGAGAUGGUUUUGUGCAGAGAUGGGGAUUUUUAUAAAACAUAUCAGUUUCUUUAUUUGUGUUGUGUAGUUCGAACAGAAUUUCUCCUGAAAACUCUUGUGUUCUGUCAAUUCCCACGUAACCUGAUCAACCUUACGUAUGAACAUUAUUUAUAAGAAUGCAAUUAUGUUAGUACACACAGAAUAUCUCAGUGGGAUAUACCAGACAUUUCCAGUGGAAUAUUGAGUCUGUGUACUCUGUAUAAAAAUGUCAAUAUUAUGUGAUGGGCGGGAGCGUGACUUUAAAUCUGAUGUGAUACAUGUCAAAGUGUGACUUGCAUGCCGUCCAACCUUAACUAGGUUCUUGUUAAUUAUAUGACUAUAGUGGUUUGUGUGGAUGGUGUUACCUAAGAGCUAACUGAAAGAGGAACAUGUGAAAUUUAAUAAUUCCAAAAUGGAAAUCUUGAGUUGUUUUUCCCCGAUACACGUAUUAAAUAAUUUCAUCCACUGUAUUAUUGGAAUAUUGGAUCAGCAAACGGUGUGAGCAGUUGAAAUUUUGUUGUAAAUACGUCAGUAUGAAUUGUUGGUUGUGAUCUUGGCGUUUUGUAAAUAAUUUACAUCCAAAAAUAUAUUCAUACUAAAUAUUGCUGUUGGUUUGUUAUAUGCUGCAUCGCUCAUAUAUUGACAAACUGUCGCAGUACGCCUUGUAAAGUUUUACAUUUCAAUUAAAUAAUGAUAAACUUGAUCUAG